AAGGACGUCCCGGAGGCGUGGACUCGUCUCGCGGCGUUCGCGAUAUUCGCGAGCGCAUUAUUCAUAAACGCACACGGACGGACGGACCUCGCGAUCGUGUCUUACGGACCGCUCAACGGAUUCACGAUAAAAUAUCGUGUGUAGUAAUCGUAAUCACAUAAUUAUCGUGAAACAUAAGUUUUGAGAGCUCCCUCAUACCGGACAACACCGAUGACUUCUGCAGGACGUCCGAAAAUCGAAAAAUAAUAUUAUUUUAUCAGACAUACAAUUACAAAAAUCGAAAGCCCAGCACAAAUAUCACCGUGAUCAGGUAAAAUAUUUUUAUUAUCAUUACCUGAAUAAGUGUGGUCGAAUUUUCCCUAAUUUAGAUUCUGAGCGAAGCGAGGGAUGCAUUAGUUUUACAAUGUUUAUUUUGUAUUUUGUAUAAUUUUUUAUGCUAUGUACCAAACUACUACCAGAAAUCUUGAUCCGAUAUAUCAAGUGUAGCAUUUUUUUCUGAAAUGCAAAUUUAACUAGUUGUUACGAGGUCAUUUUUUGAUUUUCCAAACGGUUUUCAUAAUAAUUUUGAAAAAUUGGGAAAAUGGGGAAAUUUACGAAAAUAAUGUUUUUAUUAUUUUUAAUUUUGUUUUUUUGUUGUGAUUUAUUUGGAAAUCUUUGUAGAGACUUGAAAUUGAAACAAAAUACAUAUAUAUACCUUUUCUAAACGUGAUCAAAUUUUUAAAAAUUUGAACCAUUUUUGAGCUAUUUAUAGAAAUUCUAAUUUUGGGAGAUUUGUAUGUAAUUUUUAUUUGAUAGGUAUACUCUAUGGAUAAAAUUGUUAAACAGUUAUGCUUGUAAAUUUAACAAGACGUCCAUUAUAAGUUAUACUUUGUGGUUGAAAAAAAAAGUUUGAGUGUGAUGUAGAUUUUUUUUUAGAUUUUUAAUAUCAAAUUUUGACGAAAACACGUAUAACCGAACUGGUCCAGAAUCUUUUUUCGUUAACAAUUAUUAAUCGUUGCGUGCAGAUAUACAUUAAAUUUCACCUAUAACCCACCUAUUGUGCAUAGUUUGUCCGUUUUGUGAAUAUUAUUCCUACUAGUUUUGAAUACUUCUCCCGAACCAUAUAAAUGAGCUCAGACUGAGAAAGUAGAGUCAUUUAGUACUAAGCGAAUUAGUGAUAAUAAAACUUCAAUCAAAUUCCAAUGUGAAUUUCACCGUACUAUUGCGUAGGGAAGUGUUUUUUUUUUUUUUAACUUUGUGCAGACUCCUCGAUUAACGGUAAGGGAAUGGAAUUUUCUAUGUAUGCAUAGUGAAGUAUCAAUAACGUGCCUUUCAACUUUUAACCACCUCUCUAACCAUCUUUAUACUCAAAUUUCAUGGUUUCAUAUGAAAUACCGGAUUUCAAAUACCUCCUCAGUUUAAAAUAUAAAACAACUCUGGCAUGCAACUAUAACUAUUUUUUAUCAAUAACAAAAAAAUAUUGUAACGGCAACAAGUCGUUUCGGGAAAAAUUCGACUUUAUUGAUGGAGAUCUACUGCUCACGGGAGUUGUUUUAAAAUAAAAGUUGUAAUAUUAUAUUGUUUUAUAAAUCAAGUAUUUCCUAAUAUGAUAGCGAUCCCUUAUUGAAUUCUGAGGGUAGUGAUGUGUUCACUCGGUUCAGUUAGUAAAUAACUAUCUAUAAUUUUGACACCGUAUACUUUAGAAGAUUUUAAAAGGCACAUUUUUCGUCGGGUAGUAUUUUAUUUGAAAGGUUUUUCUGGAUUUUCGAUAUUUUUUUCUCAAAUACCUCAAAGACACAACGCAGUGUUUAACGAAAUGUACAUAUGUAUGUGUUAUAAACGCCCAGAGAAAUAGUGAACAUUAAUAUCAACAGUAUCUUGAAGCGAAAUUGAUAAAUUUAAAAUUAUUUGUGAGGGCUCAUACUUAAACUUUGGACUGUUUGGCUUUUAUAUUUGGGCAAAAAUAUAUUGAUUUACCGGCGAUGUGCGCGAUUUUUUUUUAUACAAAAUGUCUAGUAACACGAUUUCAACCAGAAGACUCGCUCCAACAACAAGAACGGUUUUUGGUAAAAGUGGCUGUUUGAGGUACUUUGGGCAUGUCAUUCUUCGAUAUCUUUUGUUUUUUUCUUAAUUAUAGAAAAUCGAGAAAAACCGCUAGGAAACGGAUUUUCGUCAAAAUCGAUUAUUUUUUUUUUUUUUGUUAUUAGGUGAGAAAUAAAUAUAAUACUAUUUUUUAACGAAUACGUUAUUGAUUUUUUGACACGUCAUGCAUUGUAUAAUUUCUCAAAUAUAUUUACUCUUUUAUUCAUAAUUGUUUAAGCAGUUCGACAUUCUUUUAAAUUAAAGAACGAAUAUCAUUUUCUAUGGAAAAUACAAUUGAUAUUUUGGUCUGGGACCGAAAUGACAGAAAAUUGAAAGAAAAAUCCACCAAUACGUGUUCGUGGUAUCUAUAACGUGGAGAAAUCAAACCAUUUUUUUCCCUCUCAAACUUUUGAUCGUGGGAUUAGAAUACGUAUAUAAUUUUAUUGGUGAAAUCAUAAUCUGUAAGUAUACAGAUUUAAAUCGAUCGUUUAUAUAGAGGUAUAACAUAAUAAUUGAUUUGAGUGUGAAACUGAAAAUAAGCGAUAGAUUUCGUACAUUAUACUGAGUAGAAUUUGCUUAAAUCGCUCUUCCAGUCGUUUAUUCCCUUACAGGAUUAAAUGAGAAGCACAUCGCACGCGGGUAGAGUUUCGUGGGGUUACAUUAAUAUACAAUAAACGAAAUUAUCGUCAUCGCUUUUCUUCAAUACUAAAGCUUUACGAACAACUGUAUAUGGACGAUUUAUUAAUUCCCGAUGUAAAUUUACAAAUUAAUACACGAAUACCUUAUAGUAUACAAUAGGUAUUUAUUUUUUUAAAUUUUGAGCGAAGUAAGGAAUGUAAUGGUUUUACAACGAUAUCAUUAUUUUUUUUAUAGUGUGUAAAAAAUGUCUACUAGAAAAUGUGCUCUAAUUUUGAAGUGUAGAAAAUUUUCUGAAAGGAAAUUUGAGGAGGGUUAUUUUUGUUUUUCUUAGAAGUUUGCAUAAUAAUUGAAAAAAAAACUGGGGAAAAAAGGGGAAAUUUACGAAAAUAAAAUUUAUCUAGACAUAGUCAAAAUUUUAAAACAUUUGAGCCAUUUUUGAGCUAAUUAUAGACAUUAUUCCCUAGUUUUUUACGAAAUUUGUAUUCAGUAGGUACUUUGUGGAUAGCGUUAGACAAACAGAAAUGCUUUAAAAUUUAACAGGAGGUUCAUUAUAAGUUGUACUAAAUGGUCAAAAGGAAAAGUUGAGUUUAAUUUAGGUAUUUUUUUUUUUUUUUUUUGUGAGAAUUUAUUAAUAACAAAUUUUAACGAAACUAGCAAAUAUUAUGGCUUUUUAAAACCUGUAUAACCGAACUCCACUCAGAAUCGUUUUAGGUUAGAAAUUAAUAAUACAUUUGUACAGAUAUACAUUAAAUUUCUCUCUAAAUCCUAUCUUCUCAACUUCUAACUUACAACAAUUUUUUGUUGUAGGGACCAUAGGUCUUUUUUUGUUACGAAACAAUAACAAUGAAUUUAGUAUGAAUCUACCUACCCUACAACAAAUUUCCGAUAGAGUUAAUUAUUAAUUAAAAUCUAUACCAAAACCAUAAUGUGGUACUUACCUGAUGAUAUUUUUUUUAUGUUUAAUGUCAUUGAAGACUAAAUAAUGUAAUGUAUACUAUUUAAUUUAACUGUUUUAGGAUACCUAGUUUAAUUAUCUUACAAUAAAUAAUAAAUGAAAUAUAAAUUAUUAUAUAAUAAUAAUUAGUGAAAAAUCAAUAUUAUAUUUCAAUAUACAAACUUCACAUGCAUGCAGUUUCUACUCUCUACCUAUUACAAACUGUAGCUGGGGAGUGGAUCAGAAAUAGAUAAUUUUAAAUAAGCGGAAUCCGCUGUCAAAUCUUUACUUAUAAAAACCAAAUUAAUAUAAAGAAAAGUUAUAAAGGUUGCCCGUGCAACCCAAAAAUUUAUAUUUUUGUUUCGUGUAAGGGAAACAAGAAAUGAAUUAGGAAAAAUACAACAUUUUUUUUUGCAUAUUUUGUACUUUGAGAGGUUGAUCAAGAAUAGUAGUUUGAAAAUUAUUUAAAAACAAUUAUUAACUAUCAGCCAUCAAAUCCUAAAAAAUGUCGCUACAUCAGAUAAAAUUAUGCUACAACUUACAUACGUUUAUACCCAUACAUAACUUACAAUAAUAAACAAGUAGUAAUGAAUAGAAUAAAUUAAAAUUUAUAUUCAUGUCGGUUAAUUAUUACAAUAUUUUACAAUAAUACAAAUUAUAUUCAUUACACACACAUCAGCGUAGUUCGUUUCUCAAGAUGUGAUGCAAAUGAUUAGAUGAUUUUCGAUCCGUCCAAAUAUUUAUCCUUUGGUCUUAGGGAAAUAUUCGUAAUAUUCCGAAAUCUGGUAAUUUAUCCAAAGUUCGAUUCUAAUGAAUCCAUACCUUUUUAGUUCUGCCCAUCCAUCUUUGUUUUAAACGGCCAAAAGCCGUUUUUCCUUUUGAAUGUUUUGCAAUUAUUAUUAGUUAUUGUAAUAUAUAAAACAAAAAUCAAAAGUUUAUCGUUAAAGUUUAGAUACCUAAUUUUUGUUUUAAAAACCGUGUCAAUGCAUUGCAUAUAAAAGCAAUCUCAUAUUAUAAAGUCUGUAUACAAGCUCAUAGAAACUGUAUGAUCAUUUUUCGUCAAGCAAAAUCCGAAAACUUCUUUUAUACAAUAAAGUUUCUAUACGUAUUACCUCACAUUGUAUAUAAAGUAUCGUAUUUUAAUACCCCCAGACAAUAUGACAAUAUUAUUAUUAUCUGCUCGGGUAGCUUAAAUUAUUCAAAAUUCCGUUAGUCUACACCGAUCAUCAAUAUUAAUAAAUUAUUUUUAUUAUUGUAUUUUUUAUUUUUACCCUCGUGAUAUUCGUAAAAUGACGUCAUUAAUCUCCGCCGACUUCUACUCCCGUUGAGGGACAUCCGUCCAAUUUAUGUAAAUUAUACAGCCGGUGCAUUUUUGAAACCUUGCCGCCCGUCCUCUCAUUGUCGGAUGAUGAGAAAAGGGAAAAAAAUGUUUUUCUCACUAUUGUAAUGAAGGUGUCUGGUUAAAAAACAGAACGUGGAAAUAUCGUCUUAAUUUAUUCCAAAGAGAUUUUUUUUUUCAUUUUUCACUUUACAUUUUUCACGCACUAAAGCACUCAGAUAAUACGAUUUUUCUUUUAUAUCGAGAUAUUGAAAUUAAAAUACGUCAACAGACGGAUAAUAUUUCCUCCUCGCUAAAGCACACAUUUUGUUUAAUAAUAAAAAUAAAAAAAAACACAAAGAUCAUUUACGGUGGUUUGAAGUCCCAUCAGCUCUCGUACGCUUUUUGCAUCGCAUUGUUUUAAAUAAUAAUUGAAAAACACAAGACCAUUUAAAAGAUAGUAUGGUUUUAAUGAUAAAAACAAAAAAAAAUUUAUUUUCAUUUUAACAAUUCAAAAAUUAUCGGAUUCAUCGUACACGAUUCACAUUGAGCUUAAAAUAAUAAGUAGGAUUUUUAAACUUUAAGUAUUCUGUUGAAUAUGGUUUACAACUAUUAUAUAUUCAUUAUAUUAUAAUACCGUGCAUUGUACGAGUCAUUAUUAUGCGCUUUGUAUAAGUACUGUACUAUACUUCCUUUUCAAAUAUUUUUUUCUAAACGAUAAAAAUAAUGGCCGUUAUAACAUGUACUUUACAACAGAUACAUUAUUAUAAUGUCUUUGCGGGAGAAACUGCAGCAUAUAUUUAUACCUUAAGUAUUUGUAUAAUUCAGCCCGCAGCAAUUAAAGAACAAACAAAUAAUAAUACUUUGAUGAAUUUAUUAACUAGACACCAUAUAUAAUAAAUUCGUAUAUAUUUUAAUAAUACCAUGGAUGUGGUUUAUGUUGCAUAAACUAUAACUUACUAAUAAAUAUGAUAUAAUAUUAUAACUAUAUAAUUAUGAAAAUUGAAAAGUGCAAAUUAUCAACAGAGUCACCUAUAGAAUAACCAGCGUCACCUUUUUUUUCUAUCUAUAAAUUACUCUUCUACCGAAAAUAUUGCUUCGAUCUUAAAGUAUUGCAUAUUUUCUAUAAUAUUGUCUAUAGCUGGUUAAUUAAAGCUGUAUUUUCAUUCUAGUUUUCUUAAUACGUAAUUGAGAAAAACCAAGAAAAACCUAGGAAAACAGGAAAAUUUACACAAUUUCUUGUAAUUAGAUAUUGCAGAAACUUGACAUUUUCACAGUAUCUACUCUUAUAGUAGAAUAAUAUAAGCCUUGACCUUCUAAACGUGAUCAAAAUGUAAAAACAUUUAGGAUUGUAUAACAUUUUUAAGUAACUAGUUGAAAUUUUUACGUUUUAAUAAUUAUUAAUAACUAAAAUGAUAAUUGAUAAUACAUUGUGUGUCCGUUGGCCUAAUAACUAUAUUAACCAAAUAUAUAUAUAAAUUUUAAUCAGUUCACUAAUCUCCAUAAUACAGAUUUUAUUCGUCAGAAAUAAACAUUAUAAUUAAUAAUAAUUGUUUAUAAUUUAUAUCGGGUAUCUUUUUUUUAAUGGAAAAAGUUUCCUGCACAAUCACGCAUUUUGUCAAUUUUUAAUUUGUGAAAAACAGUAAAAGACGCACACGUUGAAGUACAAAACACGUUUAACAUAUAAUACCUGCACUACUAUAUGGAUAACAUUUAUAAUUUUUGAAACUUUUUUUUAAUAUAUAAAAGAGUGAUUUGUUUUUGGUUUUUCUGUGCGAUAUUUUGUUUAUUAACAUUUUUUUUUUUUAACUGUUUAGUCGAAAAAGUACGUUUUUAAAGUUGAAUGAAUACGCCCGUAAUUACAAAUAUAUAAAUUCAUUUGUUUAUAGAAAUAUAACAUGUUUAACUUGAAUACAUUUUUUACAUUAAUAUUAUUUAUCGUGCAAUAUUACCCAUCUCGAAUUUACACUAGGCCAAUUCGGAUAUAAAAUAAUAAUGAAAAAAUUAUUUAAAAUAAAUAGUACGUAACUUAUACAUCUAUAUGCAUUAUGCAUGUAUAUUAUGUGUAUACAUAUAAAGGUUGCAUGUAUGUAAAUAAUACAUGUAUGUAUUUAAAUUGAAUUGUUCGGAACAAACUUUUGCAAUAUUGAAUGUGUAUAUUAUUGAUGUAUAUAUUUUAACACAAUUUAAUCAAUGAAAUUAUAUCAGUGAACUCACAGUAACUCGAAGCGGGAUGUAACGUAAUAUUCGAGUUUACAAGAUUAAUUUCAAUAAUUAUAAAUAUUGCUACAUAUUUUGUUGCUGUUUUUUUUUCCAUGUUUGGAGUUUGAGUUGUCGCAAAUUAUAUUAUUAUCAAUUACUUAUAUGAUUAGAUAUAGUUAAUAGUUAUAUUAACAGUACUCGUUUCAAAAAUAUAUAUGGCAAUAAUAUUUAGAUACUAAUCUAAAUAACUGUUAUAUGAUAUAACUUAGGUGUAAAAGAAAAAUAUUGAUUUUUCAACGUGACCAAUAUUUCAUUUAUAAAGUUAUAAAACUGUAAUAAUCGUGUUAAGUAAAACUUUUCUUUUGUUCGUUAAAACUGCGAUAUAUCUUAUUAAAUUCCCACUUAAAUAAUUCUAAUUAUUUGUUUUUAUUUAAAGAAAUUUAAAUUUUAACUGUAUCAUUACUAUUGUUUAAGAUAUUCUAGAUUUUCAGUGUAGCGAGCAAAAUUAUUAUUACGAGUUUUACAAUACAUAAUUUUUUUUUUUAUGAAACAACUUUUUUUUAGAAAAGAAAAUGAAGGAUAUUCUUGGUUAUUUCCUAUUCCCCUACCACCCACCUAAAUUUCCAAAUUGGAUAUCGAAAAAUUCUAAAAAAUUGAAAAUAAUAAUUACAGCAAGUAUUAACAGAUUUUCAUAAUUCUGAGGUUUAUUAUUAAUCGUUUUACGAUUAUUUUAUUUGUUAUCAAUACUUAUAUUACGAAAUAUUAAUCAAUUGAAAUAAUUAAAUAAAUGUUUUUUUUUUUUUUUACUAUAGUAAUUAUAAUAAAAUAAAUAGCCUGUGUGCCUACGUUUAAUAGGUACACAAAAUAAAAUUUAAGCGAUGAAAUUCUGUGUAUACAUGAGUUAUUUGAAUUUAUAUUUUUAUGCAUAAUAUAUGUAACAAUACCACUCAUUUUGUUUGCAAUUUAAUAACCGCCGUCGUCGUCUGCAGUGAUGUAUCGGUGCGAAAGGGAGCGACAAAUUGAAACAGAUUCGUAUCCAUGGAAAUCGUCUACUUGACAAAGCAAAAAAUAAAAAAAAACAAGAGAAAAGAAAUAAGAGAGGAAAGAAAGGAUAGUGUUUUCUCAGGUCCCCAGCGUUUUAAUUAGUUUGUCGAAGAGGUAGGGGGCAUUAAACAACCGUCUUGUAAUUAAAUCGGCAGUGGUGCACGAUACGAAUCUCAAAGAGUAUUAAAGUUUCGGUCCCUUUCAAAGUAAUUAGCAUCUGUGGAAAGAGGCAGGUGGAAAGGGGUGUAAGUUGCAAAUCAACAAAGUUUUCAAUUCCACCGAGUUCUAUUUGACAUUAAUUCAAACCAUCUUGUUCAGAAAGGAUUUUAAUUUAGUCUUGCUUAUUUUUAUUGUCUCUUAUAAGGUAUAUUAUAGAGUUAUUGUCUCAAUUUUUGACGCUGACUGAGCGCGUCGAACGCGUAUUUCAUUUAGGACACUCAUAGCUAUAGACAUUUGUGUUCGUAUUUAAAUUAAUAAUUAAGUAUAUCGAUUGUGUCACUUAAAUAUAAUGCGUGGCGUGAAAUUUUCCGAUUUAUCGAUUGGCGGAUUUAGGUCAUUCGUAUUUCAACGUAAUUAUUGGCAUUAAAUAUAAAAUUUGUACGGACAUUUAUUGCGUAUCUAUUCUCCUAAUAUAGUUAUACAUAAUUGUAACAGGUAUUGUAUACAAUCUAGGAUUUAUUUGAUAUCAUAUUUCAUAAAUUCAACUAAUUUAUUAACUAAUUAACUUAUAUUCACAAUAACUUGUUAUAAAAAUGUCACAAUUUUGAUGGCCACUGUGUAGGUACUUAAAUGGUUCACAGACAAGCGAACUACUAAACAUGGUCUACUCACAAAAUGUCGCCAAAAUAUGUAUUCAUUUUUAAAACUAAACACUAAAAUAUUAGACGACAAUUAAUAUAGUAAACAUUUUUUUAAAAUAGACGUAUUCAAAAAUAAGCAUAAUUCUUGCUGACUACAAGUCCUAAAACCAACUAAAUAACGGCGUUCAUCGUUUUCAAAUAAUAAUCACGAUUAAAUAAAUAUUAGGUACUCACUAUAUUGCUGUGUAUAUAAUGUACAAUCCAAGUUGAUUAGUGGAGAUUUGCAUCCGACCAUUAUACAAUUUAUGUAAUAAUUUAUGACUAGGAUAUUAUACAUUAUGUUUAAAUAAUAUUUUAUUUCGAAUUUUAUCGUUUUAAUUGCAAAUUGCAUAAACUUUAUUAAAAAAUAAAAUAAAAACCGCAAAGCUAAACUUCACCAUCAGGUAGAAUAAAAUAUUAUACGAGUAUGAUUAUACUAACUAAUUUAAAAACUAAAAAGUACCGACUCGGAGUGGUAACAUGUCAUAUGAUAAAUAUUCAUGUCAAACAUUUUGUGCGUUGGAAGUUUUACUGCCGAUGUCAAUAAUUAUUGAAAAAACACCGAAUGAAAGUGUACCUCUAAUGGAAUAAUAAUAUUCGUUUAUCUUUCAUGACUCAUACAAUUUCAUAAUAUUGACUUUAAUAUAUGAUAAAAUAUGACCUUUUAUUUGAAAUAAUUAUUCACCGACCAGCAGCAGAGAAGUCUAGGGUGUUAAAUAUUUACUAUCUAAUUAUUAUUUUUUUAAAAAAAAAGAACAAAACCUAAUUCAAAUAUUUGUUAAUAAAUAAACGAAUUAGUAAGUAUAAUGCGUACACUACAUGCGUUCAGUUUUUUUAUUAUUUUUUUUUUAAAUCUGAACGAAGUGAGGAAUAUAUUGGUUUUACUGUAAUAUACUUUUUUUUUGUACCAGUAAAUAUCGUUUCGACUAAAAACUUUCUCGCAACAUUUCUAAUCUAGUUGGUGCAUUAGGAAUGUCACGUUUUGAUUUUCCUUGUAGUUUUCUUAAUAAAUAAGAAAACCUGGCAAUUUGUUGCCUAAUUGUUGUUGGGUUACUUUGGCAACAAGGAAAAAGUUACAAAAUUGUUCAGAAUCAUUUUUCGUUAGCAAUGGUUUAUCGUUGCGUACAGUGACACACCCAUUAGCAGUAUGGGCCUUUUUUUAGUGGGGAUUUUAAUAAAUUAUUUCAUAACAUAGGUACGCGUUAUAUAUAUUACUAUGGGCCAUCGAGGUUUUGCGGUCAGCUCUAUUAUCAGAAAGGCACUUUGCCUAAUUCGAAAACCACACGGGGUUCAAUAAGAUGGCAUUAUUAUUUCUGACCAACAAACAACUCUCAACAUCGUAGGGUGCCGAUGCCUUUUGUUUGCAUCGUCGGGAUAUAGAAUCUUUUGUUCCUCCGGACUCUCUAAUACGCACCACUAUUCGGCAGUUUGCCAUUCCCCGAUGAUUUUCUCUCGUACAUUGUUUGUUUAUGUUUUUUUUCAUCGGCAUAUUUACAUUAUAAAAAUCGAAAUUACAAUAGUAUAUACGAGCGUAAUAUAUGAUGUAUAGGUUAUAAUUAUACUAAACGAAAAUUAAAUAUAUUAUUUAAUUUAACUAAUGAGUUUAUAAAUAAAUGUAUCAGGUACCCAUAGAUACAUAAAUUAACCAAUUCGAUAUACUAUAGUAUAACUUACUGUCCUUAUACCUAGUGUUUUAAAAUUGUAUGGCACGCACAUUUUAAAAUACUUGUUUUAUAAUCAUUUUUUAAAUUAACUACAGGGAUAAUACCUAAUAUUUCACUGAUUAUAAUAUUUUUUUAAAGGAUUGUUUGCAUUAGGACACACAUUGAGGUACAUACAAUUUUAAUACACGCUUUUGAACUGUGUCUGUAUGUAUGUGUUUCUUUGGUUCAAAAAUGAAAGAGGUAUGAAUUUUUCGAUACAGAUGUAAAUCUUUGGUGACAUUUUUCAGAUGUAUUUCAAAAUUUAAAUUCACAUACGUAUCCUCUGAAUAGAUAACACUAAACGUUAAAUAUUAGUACCAUUUAAGUAAUAAUUAUGACAUUAUUUUUACAAUUAAUAUGAAAACAUUUUUAGGUAUAUUUUCUGAAUAUCGAGUAUAUCCUCUGUUUUUUCCAAUUUGUUGAGAAAACUCUUAAGGAAAAUCGAAAAAUUAUCUCCCUAAAGUACCACUCUAAGAAAAUUUCCUUUCAGAAAAAGAUCUACAUCGUAAACAUCAGAGUAAGUUUUCUGGUAGAAAAAGUGUUCACAUAAAAAAAAAUAUACAUCUUUGUAAAAUCAUUACAUUCUUCACUAUACUCAGAAUCUAAAAUGUACUAUCUAUAUUUUUUUUUAUUUUUUUAAUACAGUUGAAAUACACCCAGAAUAUAUUCCAAUUUUUAAUGAUUGUAAAUGUGAAAAGCAUGCAUUAUGAAUGGAAAUGUAUUAGUUUGUUCAUUCCAAGAUUGUGAAUGGGAAUAUAUUAUAUUUUAAAAGAAAUUUUCCAAAUAUUGAAUAUUAUACAGGGUCAUUCAAAUUGUUUGAUACAGUCAAAUUUUCCGAGAAAUAUUUAUUUCUUCUUCUUUAAAAAAAAAAAAAAUAACGAAACAUUUUUUUGAAUCAUAUAUUCUGAAAUGUUACAUAUAGUACUUAUUUUUUCGGUCCUUAUUUUUAGGGAUAAAACGAGUACCUAUUUUUUAUUUUCAAAUGACAACCUAUAUUCAAAUUCUAUAAAUAGAUGAAGCAUUAGUUAAAAUACAUUUUUAUUGAAAUUAUCGAUUUCCGUCAACCUGUUUACGAGAUAUUUUUUAAGUUUAAGUAGGGGGAAAAUAUAGUAAAUCAUUUGAGUAGCGGCACGCCGCGUGACAUUCGGAUAGUAUUCUCGGCCUACCCAAGUUUAAAAAUGGAAUAUCUCGUAAACGAGUUGACAGAAAUCAAAAAUGUGAACACCAAAAUGAAUAUAAACUAAUACUCCAUCUAUUUGGGAAUUUUUUAAUAUAGGUUUUCAUUUGAAAAUUAAAACUAGGUAGUCGUUUCAACCCACAAAAUAAGAACAAUGUAACAUUUUGGAAUAAAUAAUUUCAAAUAAUUUUUAGUCAUUUUUUUUUUUUUUUCUAAAGUAUUUAUUUUUUCAAAUGGCCACGUAUACUGCAAACAAUAUAUAAUAUGAAUCAUAUUUUAUUAUAUUUUUUUUUUUGGGCAGAGGGGAUAUUUGUCAUGUCUGUUUUAUAUAAGUAUAUGGUGUUAGGUAGGUUAAUAGAUACUCCGAGCACAAGCUCCAGAGUAUCUAUUAUUUUUGUUUUCUCGGAAUGAACGAUUAUCAUUUUAAUCACAGUGUAAUACCUACAACUAUACAGUGUAUAUAGUCUAAAUAAGGAGACUAUAACCGGCGGUGGUGUAUGCAAAGGGAUGAUUAUUCCCCUAAAUGACAAACGUACAUAGCCGCAGGAAACACGAAUGUCAAACUACACCACACACAUAUUAUUAUUAUUAUUAUUAUAUAGCGAUUGUACUGCAGUGUGUGAGUGUAAGUGUGGUAUACAAUGGAAAUGUGAAAUGUAGAGGGGAUUUGACGCUGUGUAGUGCAAAUUGGGUUCGAAUUUCCCAUUUGCUCGCGAUAAUUGAAUUAUUCCCAUCGCAGAUGAGAAUAUUAUUUCGCAUUGUCUGUCCGGUUGUCAACUGUGCAUAAUACGCAUUAUCAGGGUCCGACCGACGCGGCACGGUCCCUGUCACGUCUUUUGUUUCCGGUGUUCUCGGUUUGAAUUUUUUAUUUAUUAUUAUUUUUUUUUUUUAUAAUAAAGUAUAAUAUACCUAUACCUACUGGUUAACAGAAAAACUUGAAACGAUAUUAAUUCCAUAUAAUGAUAUUAUAUGUAUAAUAUUGUAACGAACAAUAAUUUGAGAAUAGUAGUUGCAGUCUAUUAUACGAAUAUAUAUUUUUGGUCCCAGGGCAGAAGGGUUUAACUCGAUUUUGUGUAGUUUUCAAUACAAGCAAAUUAAAUUUUGAAACUUGCUAAAUGACAUAAAUAAUAGCAUUAUUGCCUAAUAGCCUAAUCUAAACAUGACGAUUGUGUCCUAAAUAUCUUUUCAAACAAAAAAUACAUUAUAGUCAUUAAAUAUAUUUAAAGAAACAAAGUAAUAAGACAAAGCUAUCUUUAAAAAAUUACUCAAGCCCUACAUCCUUGAGAUUAAAGAUAUAUAAUAUAUUAGUUAUAACAGUAUUAUAAUAUAUAUAUAUUAUAUAGCAAUGAUGGUUUUUGACUUGACAAAUAAAGAUGGACACUGUUCACUUGAAAAACAAUACGUUAAAAAAAAAUAGGUUAAUUUUUUUAUUCGAACAUUUUGCUCGAUAAUAAAAUAAUGACUUAUACUGCAGUGCUUGGAAAAAAUUAAUAGUGAGACGUAAAAAUGUACCUACCUUAAGAUUAAAUUAUCUUUAUAUUCAUGUAAUAUGUUCGGGGCUGGAAAUUGUCCCCCCCCCUAUUACCAUAGGAGGAGUAAAACUCCUUCUAACUUGAAAAUGUAGACUAUUGAGUCAGCAACUCAAUAACGAUAAUAUAAUUUUAAAUUCAACUAAAUUAAUAUAUUUAUAGGUUUUUAUUUUUUUUGUGUUUUCUAUAAAAUAUUAAAAUUUAUAUACACGAAUUUAUACUUAAUAUAUAUAAUAAUAAAAUAUUAUAAAACCAGUAUUAUUAUUAUUAUUACAUCAGUAUGUUGCUGCAGGCUUCGCUCAGAAUCUAAAAUUAAAUCGAAUAAAACAUAAAAAACAUUUUAAAUUGGGCAUAUGAUUUCGAUUUGCUACAUUAUAUUUAUUGUUAUUAUACUUCAUUUUAUGUACGAGUAUACCUACAUAUAACUGUAAAUUAUAGUUGUCAUAAAUGCGUGAAAAUUCGAUGUAAUUGUGUUGGGUUAUUAUUAUUAUUAUUAUUACAUUAUUUUGUCAAGUCCGUAAUACAAUAGGAGGGUAGAGGGGAGGGGGGUGAGAGCUGACCGUUACGAGUAUAUAGUGCGUAUAGGUAGUGAAUUCAAAACGCAAGUCCAUUCGAUGUGAUUGCGUGUUUUUUGCUUUUGUGCGCGUAAAGGGUAUGAACGCACAAAAUGGUAGCAUGAGCAUAUAUUUUAUAAUAAUAUUAUUGUCGAGGGCGAUGAUGACUAAUGAGUUCUGGGGUUAUAGUUAACUAGACGUGCAUAUAUUAUUUUCCGCUGCAGUGUACCAAUUAUAUAUUAUUUUCGGACGCCAUGAGACCGCGUGCAAAUCGAAUUUUACAUCACUCUACGUCCAAUUAUUGUAAUUCGAAACUUUAACGCAUAUAAAUCUCGUGGCGUUGUCAGAGUGUAAAAAAAAUAUACAUACAUGUAUAAUAAUAUUACCGCGAUUCGGUACAAUAUUAUUGCCAUAGACAUAAAAUCAUUAAUCAUUACUAUAAUAUUAUGAUUCGAUAUGACUGCUAAUACUGCACGGAUAAUAAUAAUUGACCGAACUGAUAUUCUGACAGUGUUUUUGUGUGUAUAACAGUAUUACAGUAUAUGAAAUUACUCCGAGUUAACAAGAUAGAAAUAAAUCCCACGUAAACAAUAUCAACUGAAAUUAAAAACAUAAUAUCAUAUAAUUUUACUAAAAAAUAUACUAAGCAUAUUAUAUCAAUUUUAAAGAGGAUAAUACAGUAACAUUUUGCCGUCUCUGUCUUUUUAACGGGCAGUAUGGCAAAACAAUGUUUUUUCAAAAUCCCUAUGUGGAGGUUGCCGGUUGUAAUCAGGUUAGGUUAAUCAGUUCCAGAAUUAUCUAGAACGGCAAAAUCAAGAACUUAAAACGUAAACAAAAUAUUUGAACAAUUUUUACUUUUAAAAUUUAAUUGGGAAAAUCGUUUUUCUUCUAGGUUUUGUUCGUCAAAUACUAUCAUUACAUGUAAUACCAUUCCAGAUAAUGCAAUAAUCUGGCUGCAAUAGAUUUAACAAAAAUGGGUUUACCAGUACUUAAAAUGUUUAGCAGUACUAUUUUUAUAGUUUUUAGUUUUAGAUUCGGACCGUAACGAGGAAUAUAUUGAUUUUACAAUAAUGUUUAUUUUUUUAUUUAUUUAUCAUUUUGAUCUGCGAACAAUUUUUCUACCAAAAAUCUUGCUUUGAUUUUCAAGUAUUCUACUUUUCUAAAUGUAAAUUUUAUAUGCGUGUUACUUUAAGGAGGACAAUUUUUAAUUUUCGAAGCGGUUUUUGUAAUAAUUUAGAAAAACGUUGAAAAAAUGGGAAAAUGUACGUAUUUGUAUAAAAGUAGCGUCGCACGUCGCUCCGAAUCAUUUUUCGUUGCAUACAAAUAUAAAUUAAAUUUUUCUCUAUAUCCUAUUUUCCCAUAUUUUCACCUACAACAGUGGCCCAACCAUCGUGUGAAGUAUGUCCGUCCUUUUUAUUUUACUUCAGACAUUUCGUUGUUGGACUGAUGUUUACUUAUAAUUUAUAAAUGUCUAUGUAGACGAAUAUAAAACUAUCAAUUCAUGUGAUUAUAAUUAUUUCUAAUGAAAAUAUUUCUUUUAUAAUUUUUUAGAUCAUGUCGGGAUCAAUACGAGAAUCUCCAGCAGAUUUUAGAAAUGGUGAUUUAAUAAGUCGUUUAUUAGCCGCAACACCUCCAUAUCAAACCAAUUCCACGUUUGUACCACCAGGAUUAUAUUUCAGCGAAAUGCUCAAAAGAUUCGUACAAGCAAAAUCUUAUCCACCUUUAUCCUUGAAUAAAAGGGGAAGAAAGCGUAGCUGGAAAGACAGUGGAAAGGUUGAACAGCCAUCUGAAGCGAAGCAAAAAAAAAUGGAUUUCGUACCGAUGCCACCUGCUGUUCAGACAGAACCUCAAUUUCCUUUAUGGUACCCGCCCUUUUAUCCGCCGACUUUUCCACCAGUGUAUUUUAAGACACCUGAAUCAGAACCUCUGAAUUUGCAAAUACGUUCGGAUUCGUUAAAACAAGACAGACAUUAUUCAGCUUUUCGAGUCCCCGAACCGUCAAAGGUUGAAGAACUCGAGAAAAUUAACAAUAAACAGGGAACGAGCUAUUUGAUGGGAAACUUGACGAAAAUCUAUAAACAAGUGGCGCCGGAGGAAGAAAAAAUUAUCGAUGUAGAAGGGGACGGGCCGGAAACUACACAAUCCGAAGAAAAUGAAAAAAAGGACUGUAAGGAUUUGACGGCUCUUAUUGGAUUAGAAUUAGUUGUUGAUUACGUGAAACAUGGAAAUAAUAAAGGCGGUCAAAACGAUCAACACGUCAACAAGUGUUAUCAAAAUGCAUAGUUAGAAUUAUUAUAGAUAAGCUAGCAGUCUGUAAUUAAUCAAACACAAUUAUUUGUGUAAUCAGUAACAUUUUUUCCUAGCUUUCUUUAAUAAUAUUAUCGUUACAUCAAGAGAUUUAUUUAAUAAAAAUAAUUCUUCAGCAUCAUUACGUAUAUUAUUAAUUAUUAUAGUUUCAAAAAUGAUACGUAAAUUUAAAUAUAGUAAUUACUAUUGUAAUAUUAUUAAAAACUAUACAAAUUAUUCUUGAAGAUUUAUAUAAUAUAGUAAUCUAUGUUCAUUACAGUGGUGACGUACGAAGUUAAAACGUAACAAUAUAAUAUACUCACACGUGUGAAAUACGUUUUCAACAAGGAAAAGGAUAUCGUCAUGACCUGUCUCCUUUUUCAGUGUUAAAGUGACCAGUUCAACUCAUUUGUGUGUGAAAAUAGAAAUUUAGUUUACGUGAUCAUAAAAAAUGGAUAUUAUAUAAUUUAUACGAGUAAAUAGUUUAAAUUUAUUUUUUGAUUGUUGGAAAUAAUCUGAAAAUAUUUCUAUCGAUUUUUCUCAUAUAUUGGAUUUCGUUUUCAAAACGCAUAUUUACUCAAAUUAAUUAUAAACACAGGGCCGUGCUGACCUUCAUUGACAUUCUCUAUAGAGUGUCCUAUGGCAAUUCACUUUUUUUGACGCCCUUCCGAGUGUAAUUUUGUAAUGUUUUCUUAAAUUUUUCUUUUUCCUCCAACUAUAAUAACGGAUAAUGUUAAACACCCUCUUUUUUCGACAUCCUUGGGCACUUGUCCCACUUGCCUCUCCUCUUCUCUUAGCACGGCCCUGCAGUACGAAUAUUAAUUAAAAACUAAAUCAAUAUAAUAUGCACGCAUUGUUUUUUUCCUGAAUAACUUUGUGUGUACCAUAUAGAAGUAUAAAUAUUAAUAUACAAUACUACCUAUAAUAUAAUAUAGAUAUAAUAUGUGAUAAGUGUAGACAAUUUUUAUUUUAUUUUUGAAUACCUACUGGUAUUGAACUCCUGUGAGUUUUUUUUUUUUAAAUAAUAUUAUAUAUACAUAAUAUAAUAGUUUUAUAAUAAGCGUAAAAGUUGCUAAUUAAGUAAACAAUUAUUAUUCCGAAAUGUUUGUAAUUUUCUAG
This is a messenger RNA of Cinara cedri, 17405 nucleotides long. The record is from the annotation of a GenBank genome assembly. NCBI's taxonomy places the organism in Eukaryota, Metazoa, Arthropoda, Insecta, Hemiptera, Aphididae.